Molecule: messenger RNA, 1362 nt
Organism: Closterium sp. Yama58-4
Lineage: Eukaryota; Viridiplantae; Streptophyta; Zygnematophyceae; Desmidiales; Closteriaceae
Source: the annotation of a GenBank genome assembly
AUGGCGCGCUGGAUCUCCAAUGCAGGCCCGGCUGGUGUGCCGCUGACCCUUGCGACAAUUCGCGAGCAUGUUGCGAACUUGGCACGCAACAUUUAUCUGCCGCCGACCUUCCGGUGCUCCAUCGGAUGGGUCCGCCGUGCCUUGCGCCGCCAGGGUGUCAGGUGCAUCGCGUCGUGUGGCGAGGCGGCCGACCAGGACCUCGUCGCCGUCCGUACGACUCAGGAGAAGCUACCGCAGCUCCUCAUGCACCUCUCCGUGAGGCCGCGCGACACCUACAACUUCGAUGAAACCGCCGUCUACGUUUCGGUGCUUCCUCGCAAGACUUAUGGCUCCGGCCGAGUGGCAGGAAGGAAGGAGGUGAAAGACCGCUCUCACUCCUUCCGCCCAUUGGUGAUCUCCAAGGCGAAGCGCCCUCACGACUUCCGCCCUGAUUUCGAUCCGGAGGAGUUUUGCUACUGGCGCAAGAGCGCCAAAGGCUGGAUGACCAAAGCGCUUUUCACCCUCUUCAUCGAGCAGCUGAACGCUGCCAUGUAUGCCGAGGGUCGGCAUAUUGUGAAUACCGAUGGCGCAACCUCGCGCGUGGCUCGCUUCAAGCCCAACCUCCGCGACGUCGUGGCCUGGCUGAACGACGCGUGGAUGAACAUCGCGUUGCGCACCAUCCAGCGUUGUUGGUGGCGCACCGGCUGCCUCCCGCGUGCGUGGGCCAUGGACCUUCCUCAUGUGGGCGACGACGCAGUCGACGCCGGCCGAGAUGUGGACAUUGGCCUUGACGAGGAGAUCGGGGAUGUUGGCAUCCUCAUCGAUCGCCUCAGCCUCGACUCAAUCGCAAUGUCAGCUGCGGCAUUGGUUGCCAUCAACGACAACCAGCCGACAUGCGCAGAGCCGGACGAGGAUCCCCUCGCGUCCGAGCCGCCAACCGCGCCUUCUGCGGAGAUGUGGGAAGCCCCCGCCACCAUGGAAGCCGUCUACGAAGACAGCAACCCCGAGUCCCGCGAGGCACGGCGCUACGCUCGGGCGGCCUCCGAGAUGCUCAUCGGCUACGCGAAGGCAACCGCUAUCACCCCGCGGGACUUGUGCGUGCUCUUCGACAUCCGCAACCCCAUCAUCAGGGCGCGUAUGGAGCGCGCCAGUCCGCUGAUUAAUCUCAACAUGAGCCCGCCGCCUGCUAUGCCCGAGGGCGCCACGGCACCGGCCGAGACACCUCGUCGCCGUGGCCGCAUCCUGCCGGCAUGGAUGACGGAGCCCACCCCAUCGUGGGUGACUCUGGAUCAGCAGGCGGCUCAGCGCCAGGAGCUGAUUGACGGUGGUGCGCCGGCCGUCAUGGGAGGCUACAUGGCAGCCGCUGAAUGGAUGCGCCUGUGA